Naegleria lovaniensis is the source of this 237-nucleotide messenger RNA. RefSeq lists its product as uncharacterized. The record is from RefSeq and is a predicted model, not a curated record. Bases 1 to 237 code for a protein of 78 amino acids. NCBI's taxonomy places the organism in Eukaryota, Heterolobosea, Eutetramitea, Acrasida, Naegleriidae. Gene Ontology annotation, cellular component: nucleus; cytoplasm. Gene Ontology annotation, biological process: modification-dependent protein catabolic process; protein ubiquitination. The transcript has a single exon. Gene Ontology annotation, molecular function: ubiquitin protein ligase binding; protein tag activity.
AUGCAAAUAUUUGUCAAGACAUUAACUGGUAAAACCAUCACGUUGGAAGUUGAGUCCAACGAUACCAUUGAGAACGUGAAGAGUAAAAUUGCAGACAAGGAAGGCAUUCCAGCCGAUCAACAACGAUUGAUUUUUGCUGGAAAACAAUUAGAAGAUGGAAGAACCUUGUCUGAUUAUAGUGUUCAAAAGGAUUCCACUCUACAUUUGGUCUUGAGAUUGAGAGGAGGUUCCUUGUAA